This is a messenger RNA of Uranotaenia lowii, 663 nucleotides long. RefSeq lists its product as uncharacterized. Bases 1 to 663 code for a protein of 220 amino acids. The record is from RefSeq and is a predicted model, not a curated record. The transcript has a single exon. Lineage: Eukaryota; Metazoa; Arthropoda; Insecta; Diptera; Culicidae.
AUGAAGUGUUCACUAGUUCUGUUGGCGUUUUUGGGUUUCAUAGCGGUGUGUCUACUGGACAGUCCGGUUGAAGCUCAACGACCUGCGUUUGCUAGUCCGGGCCAAAAGGGUCCCUCCGGUAAGCGGCUUCCGGUUCAGGAUGAGUUAGAUGAAGUGGAGGAACAUGAUCAUGAUCACGGCAACAUGGACCACCAACAUUACGACGAAGUUGAAGAGGAAGAAGAGCCUCCCCGCCGAGGAAAGGGAAAACCGGGUAAAACGGGUCAAGGUCAAGGACCUUCAAGUGGAGGUCCUCGUGGAGGCGGCCGUAGAGAGCAAAAUGAUCAGGACUUCAAGCAUCCAGGUCAAGGAGGAUCCCGAGGAGGCAGUCGAGGACAGAUGGAAGAACGAGGACAGACUGGAGGUCGUGGAAAAAUGGGACCUCAGCGAAACGAUUGGGUAGGUGAUGAAGAGUAUGAGGAGUUUGGACAGAAUGGAUUCGGAGGAGGAUUCCGAGGCCCUAAUGGAGCUGGUUCUGGAUCAGGUGGUAAACAGGAAAAAGGAGGUCGAGGAGGUAAAGGAGGGCGUGGCCAGGAAGAAGGUCGAGAAAAGUCUGUCAGCCGUCAGCAAGAAGGUGGAUCCCGUGGAGGUUCUGGAAGUCGUGGAAGAGGCAGCGGACGAUAA